Molecule: messenger RNA, 2221 nt
Organism: Coregonus clupeaformis (lake whitefish)
Lineage: Eukaryota; Metazoa; Chordata; Actinopteri; Salmoniformes; Salmonidae
Gene: nacc1b
Product: nucleus accumbens associated 1, BEN and BTB (POZ) domain containing b
Biological process (GO): regulation of transcription by RNA polymerase II
Molecular function (GO): protein binding; RNA polymerase II cis-regulatory region sequence-specific DNA binding; DNA-binding transcription factor activity, RNA polymerase II-specific
Source: RefSeq, a predicted model, not a curated record
GAGAGGAACGCGAAGUCGGUGAGGUGGUUGCGGCGGCUAGCCGUGGUGAAGUGGUUCUUCUUCGAGGAGGAAUUGAGAGCGGUUCGGUACCCGGGUGGUGCUGGGCUAGAGCGUUAUGGCUCAGACGCUACAGAUGGCGAUCCCUAACUUUGGCAACAACGUCUUGGAGUGUCUCAACGAGCAGAGGCUUCAGGGGCUCUACUGCGACGUCUCUGUGGUUGUCAAGGGACACGCCUUCAAGGCGCACCGGGCGGUCCUGGCAGCCAGUAGCUCCUACUUCCGGGACCUGUUCAACGCUGGAGGGAAGAGCAGUGUGGUGGAGCUACCCCCAGCCGUCCAGCCCCAGAGCUUCCAACAGAUCCUAGCCUUCUGUUACACGGGCCGCCUCAGCAUGAACGUGGGGGACCAGUUCCUCCUCAUGUACACUGCAGGCUUCCUGCAGAUCCAGCAGAUCAUGGAGAAGGGCACAGAGUUCUUCCUUAAGGUCUCCUCCCCUAGCUGUGACUCCCAGGGUCUUCACGCAGAAGAGACUCCGCCCUCAGAGCCCCAGAGCCCUGUCACUCAAACCACAGGGGAGGGGCUGGGGUGGUCGACGGCAGCGUGUAGGCCCGCCUCCUGCCUGACACCCCUCCUGCUGGUGUCGAGGGUGAAGACUGAGCAGAGCCAGGAGGCCACGUCCUACUCGGUGGUGUGCAGCCCCGUCGCCAAGCGCCUGUGGGAGGGGGGAACCGCGGCGGGGGGAGGGGGGUCGGGAGGAGGAGGGGGGUCCAGGAAAGCCGCCCGCUACUCUUCUUCCUCCGCCUCAUCAAACAACUGCAACUCCCAAGAUGCAACGGGCAGAAACGUUGUUAACCACAGUAACCAUAACAACAACAACAACAACAGUAACCAUAACAGCAGCAGCGUGGGGACGCCGGACGGGACGAGUCCGGGGACGCUGAGCAUGUACACCAGCGACUCGCCCCUCAGUUACCAUGAUGACGAGGAGGAAGAGGAAGUGACCGACGACAGCACCGAAGAGCAGUACAGGCAGAUCUGUAACAUGUACACCAUGUACAGUAUGCUCAACGUGGGCGCCGCCGCAGUAGCGAGCGAGCGUGUGGAGUCCCUACCAGAGCACCUCACGGCAGAGACCCGGGGUGGCAGGGGGGUGAGGGUACGCCAGGACCUGGCUUCGCUACCCGCUGAACUCAUCACCCAGAUAGGUAACCGGUGCCACCCACGGCUGUACGAGGAGGGUGAUCCUGCAGAGAGACUGGAGCUGGUGACGGGUACCUCCGUGUUCAUCUCCCGCGCGCAGCUCAUGAACUGUCACGUCAGCGCCGGCACGCGCCACAAGGUCCUACUGAGGAGGCUGCUGGCUUCUUUUUUCGACAGGAGUACUCUAGCUAACAGCUGUGGGACGGGGAUCCGCUCUUCUACCAACGACCCCAGCCGCAAGCCCCUGGACAGCAGAGUAUUGCACGCCGUCAAGUUUUACUGCCAGAACUUUGCCCCGAGCUUCAAGGAGAGCGAGAUGAACGCCAUCGCAGCUGACAUGUGCACUAACGCCCGCCGAGUCGUCAGGAAGUCCUGGAUCCCCAAGCUCAAGCUCCUCAUGGCCGAGGGUGACGCCUACUCCGCUUUCCUCCAAUCAGACGCUGUCAAGAUGGAGGCCGACGCCCUGGGGGCGGAGCAUGGGUUCGACCCCACCUCCCUGGCAGAAGAGGUGGCAGCGGCCAAUAACGAUGCGGGACCUUCUUCGGGGGAGGGGUUACAAGGCGUUGUGGGUGGAGACGGCAGCACUUUGUUUUAAAGUGAGUGGGCUUAUUGUGAUCUUAUUGGUCUUUGAUCAUUGCUCUCGGCGACACUUCCUCCCUCAGUUUUAGUUUUGUUUUUAAUGUCACUUUUCCAUAUCUUAACCUCUUCCCUUAAUACUUGGAAUUUAAUUUUAUUAUAUCCAUCUGUUACAUCCCUCAUUCUCUCUCUGUCUGUCCCGGACCCAUGUACAUAGUUUCUGCCCCCUUCUGGACGGGAGAGAGAUGAAGAGAUGAAGGAGGGAUAGAGGUGCAGAAAGAAAGACGGGGGGGGGACUUCACCUAGAAAUAUUCCCUGAACCCCAAUGUAGAAUAUUUUCUUGUUUUAACGUUUGUUUUUGGUUGGCAAAGGUCCUUCCUCCUUUCCAUAUUGCUGAAACACAUUCCCUAGGAGGAGGGGCCUUUUGGGGGGAUAGGAUGGGGGU